GGCGGCGCAGCCCGCGCGCAGCCGGCCGCAGUCAUUUGUAUGUCUUGGUGUGGUCCUAUCUCCAAUUACACACAAUGGCAGUGCCUUCCCGCCUGACCGCCUGCUGGCAUCCUGCACCUGCGGAGCAGACGGCCAUGUCCCAGGCACAGGACUACGAGUGCCGGAGCCACAAUGCGGACGGGCAGGAAUCCCGGGUUUCAGGGUCGAGCACUAGGCUCGAGUGGGUGGAGAUCAUCGAGCCGCGGACGCGGGAGCGCAUGUACGCCAACCUGGUCUCGGGCGAGUGCGUGUGGGACCCGCCGGCCGGCGUGCGCAUCAAGCGCACGAGCGACAACCAGUGGUGGGAGCUCUUCGACCCCAACACGUCGCGCUUCUACUACUACAACGCCAGCUCGCAGCGCACCGUGUGGCACCGGCCGCAGAACUGCGACAUCAUCCCGCUGGCCAAGCUGCAGACGCUGAAGCAGAACACGGAGUCCCCGCGCGCCUCCGCCGACAGCAGCCCGGGCCGCGGCAGCAGCGUCAGCCGCGAGGGCAGCACGAGCUCCUCCCUGGAGCCUGAGGACGCAGAGCGGCCGCAGGAGCUGUCCAGGGCGGGCCGGGCCCAGCAGGGCGCCUUCGCGGCGGUGAAGGAGGAGAGCAGCGCUGCACCAGGCGUAUUCCUCGAGAAGGACUAUGAAGCUUGCCGGGAUUACGGCACAGACGGCCAGCUCCUCCACUACAGGACCUCCUCGCUGCGCUGGAACUCGGGCACCAAGGAGCGCGUGCUCAUCAAGGUCGCUGACCGGGAGCCCAGCUUCCUCGCCGCCCAGGGCAACGGCUACCCCUCCGACAGCCAGGCCGGGGCGCGCUCCCGCAGGCCCUCGGGCAGCCAGCACUCGCCCAGCCUGCAGACGUUCAGCCCGGACGCGGACGGCACCGUCUUCUUCCCCGAGAGGAGGCCGUCCCCCUUCCUGAAGAGGGCCGAGCUCGCGGGCAGCUGCUCCCCGCUGCUGACCCAGCCCCGGAAGCCCUCCAGUGACUCACAGCCCUCCUCCCCGCGCUAUGGCUAUGAGCCCCCCCUCUACGAGGAGCCCCCAGUGGAGUACCAGGCCCCCAUCUAUGACGAGCCUCCCAUGGACAUGCAGUACGAGGCCGGCGGCAGCCAUCAGGCCAGCUCCCCGCAGAGGUCCCCCGGCCGCAAGCCCCGCCCCCUCCUGCCCGCGUCCAGGCAGGCGCCCACCUCGCCCUGCCAGCAGCUGGUGCUCACCAAACAGAAGUGCCCUGAGCGCUUCAUGAGCCUGGAGUACAGCCCUGCGGGCAAGGAGUACGUGCGGCAGCUGGUGUACGUGGAGCAGGCCAGCGCCAGCCCCAAGCUGCGUGCAGGCCCCCGGCACAAGUACGCCCCGAACCCCGUGGGCGGCUCUUUCUCCCUGCAGCCCAGCCCCUGCCUGCUGAGGGACCAGCGCCUGGGGGUCCGAUCUGGAGACUACAGCACCAUGGAGGGGUCCGAGCCCCGCCACGGGCAGCCGUCCACGCCGCUGCCUCGGGCUCAGGAGGACGCCAUGUCCUGGUCCAGCCAGCAGGACACCAUGUCCUCAACGGGCUACUCCCCGGGCACACGCAAGAGGAAGAGCAGAAAGCCCUCCCUGUGCCAGGCCCCCAGUGCUGCCUCUGCCGAGGGCCCUGGGGACCUGCUCAGCGAGCAGCCCCUGGCAGAGGAGCACGUCCCGGGCCUGGCCCAGGUGAAGCGGGCGGAGGGCGAGGUGGAGGGUGUGCGGGGCGCCACAGAGCCCUUCCUGGCGCAGGCGCGGCUGGCCUGGGAGGCGCAGCAGGCCCACUUCCACAUGAAGCAGAGGAGCAGCUGGGACUCGCAGCAGGACGGCUCAGGCUACGAGAGCGACGGGGCUGUGCCCCUGCCCAUGCCGGGGCCCGUGGUGCGUGCCUUCAGCGAGGACGAGGCCCUGGCACAGCAGGAGAGCAAGCACUGGAAGAGGGGCACCUUCGAGAAGCUCGGCUUCCCCCAGAUCCUGCUGGAGAAGAGCAUCUCCGUGCAGACGAACCUGGCCUCCCCGGAGCCUUACCUCCACCCCUCACAGUCCGAGGACCUUGGUGCCUGUGCCCAGUCUGAGAGCAGCCGGCAGAACCGCAGUGUGGUGCCCAGCUCCAGCUGUGUCUUCCCCACCUUCGCGCUCCGCAAGCCGUCCUCGGAAACCGACAUCCAGCACUGGGCCUGCGAGCACUUCAACAGGCACACCCAGGGCCUGUUCCGCCGGAAGGUGUCCAUCGCCAACAUGCUGGCCUGGAGCAGCGAGUCCAUCAAGAAGCCCAUGAUUGUGACCAGCGACCGGCACGUGAAGAAGGAGGCCUGCGAGGUCUUCAAGCUGAUCCAGAUGUACAUGGGCGACCGGCGGGCCAAGGCGGACCCGCUGCACGUGGCGCUGGAGAUCGCCACCAAGGGCUGGAGCGUGCAGGGCCUGCGGGACGAGCUGUACAUCCAGCUGUGCCGGCAGACCACCGAGAACUUCCGCCUCGAGAGCCUGGCCCGCGGCUGGGAGCUCAUGGCCAUCUGCCUGGCCUUCUUCCCGCCCACGCCCAAGUUCCACUCCUACUUGGAGGGCUACAUCUACCGGCACAUGGAUCCCGUCAACGACACAAAAGUGACACAGCACAUGAGAGAGCUCCUGGAAAGGAAUGCUAAGAAGAAGUCCAAAUUGAGAAAGAAACCCAAGCCUUAUGUUGAAGAGCCGGAUGGGGUGGCAAUCAGCACCUACGCCAAGUACUGCUACCACAAGCUGCAGAAGGCGGCCCUGACGGGCGCCAAGAAGGGGCUGAAGAAACCCAACGUGGAGGAGAUCCGGCACGCCAAGAACGCGGUGUUCAGCCCGUCCAUGUUCGGCAGCGCCCUGCAGGAGGUCCUGAGCAUGCAGAAGGAGCGCUACCCCGACCGGCAGCUGCCCUGGGUGCAGACGCGGCUCUCCGAGGAGGUGCUGGCACUCAACGGUGACCAGACCGAGGGCAUUUUCAGGGUCCCCGGGGACAUCGACGAGGUGAACGCCCUGAAGCUGCAGGUGGACCAGUGGAAGGUGCCCACCGGCCUGGAGGACCCCCACGUCCCCGCGUCGCUGCUGAAGCUGUGGUACCGGGAGCUGGAGGAGCCCCUGAUCCCGCACGAGUUCUACGACCAGUGCAUCGCGCACUACGAGAGCCCCGAGGCCGCCGUGGCCGUGGUGCACGCGCUGCCCCGCAUCAACCGCAUGGUGCUCUGCUACCUCAUCCGAUUCCUGCAGGUGUUCGCGCAGCCGGCCAACGUGGCGGCCACCAAGAUGGACGUGAGCAACCUGGCCAUGGUGAUGGCGCCCAACUGCCUGCGCUGCCGCUCCGACGACCCGCGCGUCAUCUUCGAGAACACGCGCAAGGAGAUGUCCUUCCUGCGCGUGCUCAUCCAGCACCUGGACACCGGCUUCAUGGAGGGCGUGCUGUAGCGCGCCGCCGCGGGCAAGUGCCUUGCGGGCCGCCUUUUCUACGCGGACUUUCGGAGUCGAGCCUUUAUUUAUUACCCGAGGACUCCGCGCUGGCCCGGGCUCGCCCGACGCAUGGAGCCGAGGCCCGCGGAGUGAAUAAAGCGGCCGGA
Molecule: messenger RNA, 3613 nt
Organism: Lepus europaeus (European hare)
Lineage: Eukaryota; Metazoa; Chordata; Mammalia; Lagomorpha; Leporidae
Gene: ARHGAP39
Product: Rho GTPase activating protein 39
Exons: 13
Coding region: 75-3464 (1129 amino acids)
Biological process (GO): signal transduction
Cellular component (GO): cytoplasm; cytoskeleton
Molecular function (GO): GTPase activator activity; protein binding
Source: RefSeq, a predicted model, not a curated record